CCAGCAUCGAGCAGCUCGUCUUCUGUCCAUGUUGUCCGGCGGGCGGAGUGUUUGCUGUGUAGUCCGCCAGACAAAGACCCGAGUGAGAGAGAGCAGCGGGACCCUGCUGUACCGGCGCUGGACACAACGUGACUGAAGGACCGUGUUACACAGAGCUGCAGCCCCCCUGGACCUACCCCCCAGACAAGGGAAACCACCUGCUGUGCCCACUUUGUUUUUGUUUCAUUGUUUACAUCUCUUCGCCGACGGGAGGCUUUGCUCGAACAGCACAAAGGACAUCUGCAGCAAGGACCUGCCAUUAUAAUCAUCACAGUUUAUUUAAAGACAUAACCUCACUUUUCCUGGAAUAGGAUUCAACCUGGAUUUCAGAGAGACACUUGGUGGCGAAAAUAAUGAAAUUCAUGGAUAUUGCCCAGGUCGGUAACAUCAAGAUGCUUACUUGUACGUUUGUUGAUUCUCUAUCCAGUGUGAGGAGAAGUUCCAUCCCAUAGUCAUCUUGAUGAGGGCCUUUUUCUGACAAAAGAUAAAGGCCACUUGGGGGCCAGGCGGCGGAGGGCUGAACCUCCUCUUCCAUCUUUUCAACAUUUCGAUAGAUUCAGUUGCCCUACUGACUUCAAGAUGGAGCUCUUCUUCAACCCUUUUGACAACUUGAUAUGCAUCCUGCUGGGUAUCUCCUUCACUGUGUGGUUCACCCUGCUGCUGGUCUUCAUCAUCGUGCCUGCCAUCUUUGGAGUGUCCUUUGGCAUCCGACGUCUUUACAUGAAAACCUUGUUAAAGAUCUUUGAGUGGGCCACACUACGGAUAGAGAGAGGCGCUAAAGAAAAUAAUCACCCCUUGGUCAAACCCUACUCAAAUGCUAUCAUUGCCAAGGAGCCAACGUCUUUGGAGGAGGAGAUCAAGGAGAUCAGGCGAAGCGGCAGCAACAGAGACCUGGACUCAGCCUCUGAGUUUGAGAUGUCUGACAUCUUUUAUUUUGCUCGGCGAGGAGUGGAGAGCAUCAUGGACGAUGAGGUGACCAAGAGGUUCUCUGCUGAGGAGCUAGAGUCCUGGAAUCUGCUGACCCGCAGCAACAAUAACUUUCACUACAUCAGCUUGAGACUGACCGUCCUAUGGGGGCUGGGCCUGCUGAUCCGCUACGGCUUCCUGCUGCCUCUCAGGGUAACUCUUGCCUUCACUGGUGUAGGACUCCUUGUAUUUCUCACCUCUGUUGUUGGGUUUCUUCCAAAUGGAAGGAUGAAAAACUUUCUGAGUGAGAAAGUCCAUUUGAUGUGCUACAGAAUAUGUGUCAGAGCUCUGACUGCCAUUAUAACCUACCAUGACAGUGAAAAUAAACCUAAAAAUGGAGGAAUCUGUGUUGCAAACCAUACCUCCCCCAUUGAUGUCAUCAUCUUGGCCAGUGAUGGCUGCUAUGCUAUGGUUGGCCAAAUUCAUGGUGGCCUGAUGGGGGUCAUCCAGAGAUCUAUGGUCAAGGCCUGCCCACAUGUGUGGUUUGAACGCUCAGAAGUCAAAGACAGACAUCUAGUGGCCAAAAGAUUAAGCGAUCACGUAGAAGAUAAAUCCAAACUGCCCAUUCUUAUUUUCCCUGAAGGCACCUGCAUUAACAACACAUCAGUGAUGAUGUUUAAGAAAGGGAGCUUUGAGAUUGGUGCCUCAGUCUACCCUGUGGCCAUUAAGUAUGAUCCCAGAUUUGGAGACGCCUUCUGGAACAGCAGCAAGUUUGGCAUGGUCAACUACCUGUUACGCAUGAUGAGCAGCUGGGCCAUCGUCUGCAGCGUGUGGUACCUUCCCCCAAUGUCCAGAGAGGAGGGCGAGGAUGCUGCACAGUUUGCAAAUCGUGUAAAGGCCGCCAUAGCCAGGCAAGGUGGACUAGUCGACCUCCUGUGGGAUGGAGGAUUGAAACGUGGAAAGGUAAAAGAUACCUUUAAAGAAGAGCAGCAGAAGCUGUACAGUAAAAUGCUGGUGGGCACCCAAGAGGACCGGAGUCGCUCCUGAAGAACUUCUUGUGAAGGUGGACAGUCUCAGAGACACACUCGGACACUUCUGACUAAAUAAGUAGUCAGCGGGGUUUGUCUCUCCACUGGAGCUCUCUGACUGGAAAAUUCCCUCUCUGAUGUCAACAGCACUCCAUUAAGCUUCCUCGGUUGCUGCCUCAGCUUGGCAUGUUCAGUUUGAGUCUGCUGUUCCAGGUCAUUCUGAGACUGCUCCCUUUUGUUGGAAAUGCUGGACUCAAGCCUUGAUUACAUUACAAUAAGAGUAAGGUACGCACAGAAGCAGAGCUUUGUCUUCCUUGGUGGCAGUCUUCUUUCUUUUAUAUGAGGGAAAUACUUGUAUUAUUAUCAUUGGUUUUUUUCUUUGAUAGUUUGAACUUUAAAAUGUUACGUUCAUGUUUGUAUCACACUGUGUUAAAGUAACUGACCAGUUCUGUCUAACUGGAAGAGUUCUUGUAGAUGAACUAGUUUGUUUUGGAGAUAAAACCUGUGACUGAGUUGGGGUUUCGCAUGACUGGCUUUUGUGCCCACGGUUAAGGGCACAUUGCCAGAUUUUGUUACAUUUCAGAUAUUUUUAUGGGCCUUUUCCAAGAGAUAAAAAUGUAUUUUAAGCUUUGUGUUUUACAUUAAGACUUGAAUCAACCCAUGAGAUCACUUGGAAUUACGGCUCUAAUGAGCUCUGAUAUGUUUUCCAUUUCAGUUUUUCCACUGAAUGUGAAAAUCCUCACAUUAUGAAGUGGAAAUUGUGCACCCACGGGAUUGAGCCCGAUUUCCUGCUAAAGCUAAUGAUGCCGCAUGAUGGCAGUUAAAGGGUUUGUAGUCCACUCAUUCAGAAUUUAUUUGGGAUGCUUUUAGCAUUAUCCCUCUAACGCCCAUGAAACAGAGGUAGUGAUGCAUAAUGACCAUCACAAUCUGUCUCCUGACUAAAACAUUGUUAUAAAUACAAUUAGCUGAUGAAUACUAAUACACUCCUAAUAUGCAUAUUGUUUUCAUUGGCUUCCUGCUUGUGCAGUGACCAUCUUGCCUAAUUUAUUUAAACUCACCUCUAAAAGCUUUUGUCUUUAACAAUUGUUCUCUUACUUGGCAGCCUCUUCAAAGAGGGACAGAGUGCAGCUGUAGUUUGGAGUAUAGGCUACAGCUGAAGAACACGUGGAUGUCCUCAGGGAGAAACCCCCGAGACUCCACUUCAUUCAGUUUGCUUUUAUCAGGGAUAGUUGUUUAGACCGUGUCAAAUCUGUUCAUCAAAAUAAAUGUUGAAGAAUGUGACUCUA
Messenger RNA from Labrus mixtus (cuckoo wrasse), 3259 nucleotides. Its product is annotated as glycerol-3-phosphate acyltransferase 4-like. Gene Ontology annotation, biological process: triglyceride biosynthetic process. Gene Ontology annotation, cellular component: endoplasmic reticulum. The coding region runs from base 619 to 1992 and encodes 457 amino acids. Gene Ontology annotation, molecular function: glycerol-3-phosphate O-acyltransferase activity. The transcript has 13 exons. The record is from RefSeq and is a predicted model, not a curated record. Lineage: Eukaryota; Metazoa; Chordata; Actinopteri; Labriformes; Labridae.